Molecule: messenger RNA, 1224 nt
Organism: Sorghum bicolor (sorghum)
Lineage: Eukaryota; Viridiplantae; Streptophyta; Magnoliopsida; Poales; Poaceae
Product: formin-like protein 9
Exons: 2
Coding region: 1-1224 (407 amino acids)
Source: RefSeq, a predicted model, not a curated record
AUGGGCCUGGCGGUGAAGCGCGUCUUCCUCCUCACCGCCUCCCUUGUCCUCCUCCUGCUCAGCUUCGAGCUCCUGCUGCAGAACGAGGUCCUGCUCCGACGUGUGAGCCAUGGCUGCAACGAGGUCAGUGCCGUGGCAGUGACCCGUGACGCCGGUUCUGGUUUCCUCUCCAGGUUCAGGAUGCUGGCGGUAAGCCUGGAUCAUCAUCAUCGGUCGCCGCCGCGACACCCACACCGGAGCCAUCAAAAGAGUUCUGCAGCUCCAGCUCCAGCACCGGCGAUUCAGGUUCAUGAAGCUCUUCCCACUCCGACUCCGACGCUGGCUGCUCCCGCUCCUGCUCCUCUUCCCCAUGAGAGUCAUACAAGGAUGCCACUCAGAAACCACAGCCGCAUUGCCCCAGCGAGGAGUGUGGCACGCAAACUGGGAGGUGGAGGAGGUCACGCCAGGCUCCCGACACCCACCAUUGUCGGCCUGGCUGUGGCUGGAGCAUGUCUGCUUGUUCUCGGGGUUGCAGUGGCAGCAGCAGCCUCACUCAGGAGAUCAAGGAAGCUUCAGAAGAAGCCUUUCAAGCUGUUUUCCCAUGGAUCAAGAGCUCACAGGUCAACUUGCGCUACCAUCAAGGUUAGUUCGCAUCCCAGCGCAGAUCUGCUUUACCCGGGUUCUGCUGUGCAAUGCCAGGAGGACUAUGCGAUCAUCAAAGAAUCUUCAGAGUCUAAGAGCUUAUCAGUUCUUCUCACUCCAUCAAUAAGUAGUGCAGAGUUGAUCAUAAGCGAUUAUGCUGUGAAAACCAGCACCAGCUUGCAGUCUGAUGAAGCUGACUCUUUCCGUUCAUUGCCCUGCUCUCAUUCAUCAGGUGGCUCCAUUACAGAGUUGCCGCUGCCAAAUUGUGAUAAAUCUAUUGCAGAUCCUUCUCCAUCUUCUCGACAUAGGGAUGAUUCACCUUCUAGUUCAUCAUAUCAAUCACUAUCACCAGAUUGUAGAUCUCCCUUCUGCCCAAAGACUCCACCUUUCACAGCUUCUGAUCAAGCCCAUGUGCAGAAGACCUUUUGCCAUCUUCCAGAAAAUCCAGCUGAGGAGAAAACUGAAGUAAUAAACCACCAAAAGACUGCAAAAGCUACCAACAAUUCAGGAUCCAUGGGACAUCCUGAAGCUCCAAAAGUAGAGCAGGUCAAUGCAAAGCUCAGUUACAAGUUGGCAAAGAUGGGUUACCACUUCCAAGGUUGA